UGAGUGAACAAGCAGAGCAUUGGUCAUAAUGGGUUCCCUGCGCUCUUCACUGGCUGUUAUAUGUGUAUUGAGUAUUUGGACUACAGGAUAUGCUGCAGACUGUGGUGAUCGACAGACUAAGACAAAUGGACGAUGCUGUGACCUGUGUCCCCCAGGUGAAUAUGUUGAGGCAUUCUGCACAGAGCAACGGAAAACCGUCUGUAGCCCCUGUGGGGAGGGCUACUACUCGAGCCAAUAUAACUUCUUUGACAGAUGUGAGAAAUGCCGGUCAUGCCAACAAGAAUAUGCUGGGAAAUGUACACCGACCGCAGAUGCAAAAUGUUCGUGCCGUUCUGGUUUCCUGUGCUCCAACAAUGUCUGUUCAAAGUGUGAGGAAAACAAGUGUGUCACAGGGGAGAAGGUGAAGAGGACAGACAUUUCCCAGGGAAAAUGGUUGAUAGUGUAUUCAUAUCAGUGUGAGCCUGCAUGCCCUAAUGAUGCAUACUUUGAUGUGAAAGAAAAUGUCUGCAAGCCACGAACACAGUGCAGUUUAUUUGGACUUGCUGAGCAGUUUCCAGGCAACAAAACCCACAACUCUGUUUGUGAUCGAGAGAGGCACAGAAAUGGGAAAGACUUCAUUCAUGUGAUCCUUGGCAUCGGCUUUGUUUUGCUUUCUCUCACCUUCCUUGUGCUUGUAUCUUAUGCCUGUAUGAAGAACCUGAGGAAGCAAAAACCAUAUGCUCAUCCCAUCGGCAUCCCAGCACUCUCAACCAACACCAGCAACUUUCACCUGUCAAAGGAGGAGAGUGGGUUCCAGCUCAUCAUCCAGGAUGAGUCCAGGAAGAGUGAAAGUUUGGACCAACUGCAGCUGGAAAAAAUCUGUGCUUUGUGAUAACAAGUCUAUGAUGACAUGUUCAAUCACAAGUACUAUAAUAAUAUUAAUAUAAUGGUACAAAGGAUCUUCCUCCGUAUCAGCACACAUUUAAAUAUAGAGAAACCUGUUGAGAUUAAUGGUACGGGCUUGUGACUGAAAGGUCCCUGGUUCAAUCUCCAGCAGGAUAGAUCUCAGCAUUAUGAUUACAUUAGGGUAUCACUGAGCACGCGAUUAACCCUCAUCUGCUCUAGUACUCAGUGUUCAACAGAUUAAAGGUCCAGUUUUCAAUGUGUGGGAAUGUAAAGCGUGAAAGUUCAAUAGUAGGAAAUCUAGUGUCUAUAUAUUUAGUUGUUUCUUACAAACGCCCCAAAGAGGGCUGUGACUGUAAAGAUUGUUUUGUAAAUCUUCUGAAGAAUAAAUAAAGGUUUUUAAAGGUU
Messenger RNA from Dicentrarchus labrax (European seabass), 1290 nucleotides. It is a transcript of the gene tnfrsf18, whose product is annotated as tumor necrosis factor receptor superfamily, member 18. The coding region runs from base 29 to 871 and encodes 280 amino acids. NCBI's taxonomy places the organism in Eukaryota, Metazoa, Chordata, Actinopteri, Moronidae. The transcript is spliced from 7 exons. Gene Ontology annotation, molecular function: cytokine binding; CD154 receptor binding; antigen binding. Gene Ontology annotation, biological process: positive regulation of angiogenesis; defense response to protozoan; TRIF-dependent toll-like receptor signaling pathway. The record is from RefSeq and is a predicted model, not a curated record. Gene Ontology annotation, cellular component: CD40 receptor complex; external side of plasma membrane.